AUGUCACUUCUUUCUUACCUCGACUCACCAGGUCCAAAUCAAAACCUGCUUCUCCUGCAAUCUUCGAUACCACAAUCAUCUUUACCUCUUCUCCGCCAUGUUAUCGCGCAGAAUGCCGGACAAAAGGGGCCAGUAAAGAAAUUCUUGUUUUGUUUUCUUCAUCCUCCAUCAAGUUUGAUCAAAAAUGCGGCUGAAUCCAACGUACAAGUUUACGAUUAUCUGGAUCGCAUACCAGGAUAUAACGAUGCGUGGUCAGAAUCUUGUCCUGAAAUUCUUAAUCUUGUCGAAAACGCACCUGCAUCUAUCCCUAUUGAAGUCAUAGUAGAUUCAGUAGACACUGUUCUAGCAGACAAUGAAUCUCUAUCGGGGACGUACAAAUUUCUACGAUCUCUUAUGACUUUGAUCUCUUCACGAUCAAAAGCAUCCAGACUUAUUCUCCACAUUUCCGCGCCUAGCAAGCUCCUCCCACUCCUCAUCUCCACUGCAUUCUCACCUACCCUGACCCAACUCAUCGCACAUCCUCCUGUUCUCUUCACACAUAUCACAACCGAAUAUAUGACUCCACCGCCGCCUCUUUCAUCCGAUGCAAAAUUUUGGGGCAUAUUCAUUCCAAUCAGUGAACGCGGACGAGAUGCAGAAAAUCUGGUUUUCGGACAGGGAGGCGAUGGAAGUGGUGGGCAGGACGAAAUGGUCGUAGAGGUGCUGGUUAGAGGCCGGAGCGACGCGUCUGGGAGGAGGAAGGCCGUCGAAAGAUUUCUGGAAGGCUGGGAUAUUCAAAAGAAUCAGCCGGUGAACUUGAGUCAGAUGAGUAGUUUGGCUUCGAUAUAUAGGAGAAAGCCCAUCGUGGAAGAGGCAGCCCCAGAUCCCACUCAAAACGUAUCGUUUAAUCUUCACCUUACACCCUCGCAAUUAGAGUCCCGAGCACGGGUACCGCUUCCUUACGUGCAUGAAGGCCUUUCUAUAACUCAACCUGCACCCGGUGCCAUAUUGUAUGACCCAGAUUCAGCAGACGACAUCGACGAUGAUGAUCCAGAUGAAGAUCUUGAUAUUUGA
Lentinula edodes (shiitake mushroom) is the source of this 1053-nucleotide messenger RNA. RefSeq lists its product as uncharacterized. Gene Ontology annotation, molecular function: tRNA binding. Lineage: Eukaryota; Fungi; Basidiomycota; Agaricomycetes; Agaricales; Omphalotaceae. The transcript is spliced from 5 exons. The record is from RefSeq and is a predicted model, not a curated record. Bases 1 to 1053 code for a protein of 350 amino acids. Gene Ontology annotation, cellular component: nucleus; cytosol; elongator holoenzyme complex. Gene Ontology annotation, biological process: tRNA wobble uridine modification.